AUGGGUCCAGCGAUCCCGCAACACAUCUUCGUUACUACAAUCGUAUCUUUGCCCGAUGGGAGCAAGACGAUGCAGUCCUCUGCAGGGAAAAGGCUAAGAAAGCAAUUCGAGGAUUACUGUGAGUUGUACAAGAUCGAUGGGGUAGAAGUAGAGGAACACGAGCAAUGGAUGAACGCACCUAUGACAUUCGAUGUUGAAGACAUAGAGGAAGACAUGGAAGAUCACAACGGUCCCUUGGUCCUCACUUUACCAGUAGCAGGAUGCAACAUCAGGAAGAUCCUCAUCGAUGGAGGAAGCUCGGUUAAUGUUUUGUUAUGCGACACAUUCAAUCGGAUGGAGCUGAACGAAGAGCAACUGAUGUCUUCUUAUUACACCAUCUACGAAUUCAAUGGGGAACCAACAAAGCCCCUAGGAGAUAUUGUUUUACAAGUAGAUGCAGGACCAAUGAAGGUUGAUACUCGAUUCGGCGUGGUGGAUUCUCCUUCCCCCUACAAUACCAUCAUUGGCCGAAGAUGGGUGCACAAGCUCAAAGGAGUAGCAACGACUUAUGAUCAGUACCUUAGAUUUCCAACACCCGAAGGGGUAAUGUAA
This is a messenger RNA of Papaver somniferum (opium poppy), 591 nucleotides long. RefSeq lists its product as uncharacterized. Lineage: Eukaryota; Viridiplantae; Streptophyta; Magnoliopsida; Ranunculales; Papaveraceae. The coding region runs from base 1 to 591 and encodes 196 amino acids. The transcript has 2 exons. The record is from RefSeq and is a predicted model, not a curated record.